UAAACCAAUUUAAUAACUAUUUUAUCCUUUCUAAAAUUUUUUUCCUGUUUCGUUCUUUAUGUAAUAUAAUUGUUCUCAUUUUGAAUCAAUUUGUUUCAGUCGUGGUGUUUUGGUUUUGUUCUUCGGGAAAUAUGUGUAUAAUAUGUAUAUAUAUGUAUGUAUGUGUGUGUAAUGCAUGUUGAUUGACAUGAGCCAGCAAAGACUUGAUUGGUUUUCUUGUUAUACGUAUAAUAAUAAUAUCAUAAUUACAUAUAGACGGAUACAUCGUUUUCACGUUCCAGUCUUAAUUAAAAGUUAAUUAAGAUUGAGGGGCUUGGAAUUAAUAUUGGGGUUUGUUGUGAUCAAGAGGAGGUAAGAGAGAGACUGAGAAUGUUUCUGCAUGGCAUUUUGUUUGUAGGGUGAGGUUGAGGAGGAGGGAAAUCGUCGUUUUCUGCAACUGGCGUCGUCGUUUCGUCUUUUGGUUAUUGAAUUUUGAAGAUUAAUCAGAUUGGUUUCUCAGCCUUCGAUGAAAUUAUGAGAAAUAAAAUACUCGCAUUAGAUGGUGAUUUGAUAGGCAAUGGAAAUGAGAAUAGGCGGUCGUGCGGCCAUUGUUUUCUCCAUUUUGUUAAUUUGUGCGAUGGCCAUGGGAGAUCCAGAAGCCAAGAUUAGCGACCCACCGGAAAAUUUCGCCCGCGAUGAUGAAGAAACGGCAGAGCAAGCAUGGACACACUGUAGGAAAGAAUUGGUAGACAAAAAAGAUGAUCUCAAUGAUUUUCACUUGCACAUCUCCAAGGAAGCAAUCAAGCACUCAAAAUCAAUAUUAUUGACAAAAGAAAACAUUCAGAAGGCAAGUUUUAUGCCUUCACACUUGAAACAGAGACUUCUGGAUUGCUCAAGAAGAAAAAGUCAUUCCUUUCGUUUUUCUGGGGAAGAGACUACCUUGAAAUUUUGGUUUGUCAGACACCUAGAGUGGUUCUUUGCUUGGCCAAGUCAUCCUCGAAGAAAUUUGGCUACCUACUUAGACUCACAUAUGGCACAAGGCCCUAUUUCAGUUCCAACUCCAGCACCAGCCCCUAGUUAUGGUUCUGCUCCAGCUACAGGCUCAGCACCAUCCCCUUCUUAUGGUGCUGCUCCUACUUUAUCCCCAGCACCAGCCCCUAGUUAUGGUUCUACUCCAACUUUAUCCCCAGAACCAGGCCCUAGUUAUGGUCCUGCUCCAACUUUAUCCCCAGAACCAGCUACUGGUUAUCAUUUUGCUCCAGCUUUAGCCCCUGGAGCAGCCUCUAGUUAUGGUUCUGCUCCAGCUCUAUCCCCAGCACCAGCUCCUAGUUAUGGCUUACGCUGCAAGCACUUCAUCUCCAAAUUCUAUUUUCCAGUCAAGGCAUCAGAACUAGCAAGUAGAUUUGCGUCUCCUCCACCACCUAAAAAUUCUAAAAGAUCUCCACCUCGUCCAAAAGCUAGCAAGCAUCCUCCGUCAAAAAAACAGAAUGACAUCUUGAAAGAAACUAUAAUUGCUGUUGUUGCAACUGCAAUAGGAACAUUUGCUAUGGUUGCUUUGCUUUUCUUUUGUUGCUUUCGCGGUAAAAGAAACAAAAUUGGCCCUAGAGAUGGACGAAGGGACGAAAGUCCUCUUCUCCAUUUAAGCUUAAGUGAUUUUUCGGCAGGUUCAUCACAGAAUUCAAUUAGCUUAGGAACUUCAAGCAGCAAAGCUUUCAAAAAUGGCGGGAAAAAUCCUUCUAUUCGUAGCAAUUUUUCCAUGAAAUCAGGAAAUUAUGAUUCCUCACUGGCUGAGACACAGUCAGAAGCUUCUAUGGACCAAGGAGCAGGCCCUACCUUAAAACCUCCCCCUGGAAGAUCAGUUCCCCCACCUCCUGGACCACCACCCCCUCCAAAGCCUCCAGGCCCUCGGCCCCCACCACCACCUAAAGGUGCUCGGCCUCCGCCUAUGCCACCAAAAGGAGUUCGAGGUGGUGCUCCACAUCAUCGGGGACAUAGCAUUUCCAGUGAUGCGGAUGAAUCUGAUAGUGAAUCUGGAGCUCCCAAGGCCAAACUAAAGCCAUUUUUCUGGGAUAAAGUUAUGGCCAACCCUGAUCAGUCCAUGGUUUGGCAUGAAAUUAAAGCUGGUUCAUUCCAGUUCAAUGAGGAGAUGAUGGAGUCUCUAUUUGGUUAUACUGUUGCCGAAGACAAAAGAACUGAUAGAAGAAAAGAUUCAUCCCUUGAAUCUUCAGUCCAGUAUAUACAGAUAAUUGAUCCUAGGAAAGCUCAAAACUUGUCUAUUCUUCUCCGGGCACUGAAUGUGACAAUAGAAGAAGUUGUUGAUGCAGUCCAAGAAGGCAAUGAGCUUCCGUUGGAGCUCCUUCAAACUUUGUUGAAGAUGGCACCAACAUCAGAAGAGGAACUGAAGCUUAGAUUAUUUCCUGGCAAUGUUGCUCAGCUUGGCCCAGCAGAGAGGUUUCUCAAAGUCCUGGUUGAAAUUCCAUGUGCUUUUAAACGGAUAGAAUCAUUGCUAUUCAUGAGUUCUCUUCAAGAAGAUAUCAGUACUCUUAAGGAGUCCUUUGCAACGCUUGAGGUUGCUUCCAACAAACUCAGAAGUAGUAGAUUAUUCCUGAAACUCUUAGAAGCAGUAUUGAAGACUGGCAAUCGCAUGAAUGAUGGUACUUACCGCGGUGGUGCUCAGGCCUUCAAACUUGACACACUCUUGAAACUGUCUGAUGUGAAAGGAACGGAUGGCAAGACCACUCUCUUGCACUUUGUUGUUCAGGAGAUAAUCCGUUCUGAAGGAAUACGAGCUGCUAGGACAGCCAAAUCAAGCCGGAGCUUCUCCAGUGUGAAAACAGAUGAUCUUGUGGUGGAUGAUCCUAGCUCUGAAUCAGCAGAGCACCUCCGCUCACUGGGGCUUCAGGUCGUUUCUGGUUUAAGCACUGAACUUAUUGAUAUUAAAAAAGCAGCAAUUAUCGAUUUGGAUACCCUGACAUCUACCAUGUCAAAAGUAAGCAAUUCACUGGAAAAAACAAAAGAUUUCUUGGACAGCGAAAUGAAAAAUACGGAUGAGGGUGGUGAAUUUUACCGUGCAUUGGCUAGCUUUGUUGAACGGACAGAAGCCGAUUACUCAUGGUUAUUGGAGGAAGAAAAGAGGAUAAUGGCUUUGGUCAAGAGCACAGGCGAUUACUUUCAUGGAAAUUCAGGAAAGGAUGAAGGCCUGAGAUUGUUUGCAAUUGUCCGGGAUUUCUUAAUAAUGGUUGAUAAGGCAUGUAAAGAAAUCCAAGACACAAGGACCAAGCCUCGGAAGACUUAUAAGAGAGAAGCAGCAAAAGCGUCAGCUUCUUCAGAAAACCGGCAGCAGGAUAUCAGAAAAAGGUUAUUUCCAGCAAUAGCAGACCGACAAAGGAAUAGUGAUAGUUCAGAUGAUGACAGUUCCUCUCCGUAGCCUUCAUUUUUACAAGGUGGCUUGAAAACCUUGGAGGGAUGAUGAUAGUUGUGUUAAGCUUUUUUCAGUCAUACCUCAUUGUCAAGAUUUUCUUUGCCUUUUCCGUUUUUGGCCUUUUUCUGUUUGUAAUCUCGGGGAAGUUUCUUGGUGAGGGUUGGCUGAGGAGGUGAAAGCUAUCUUUUAGAAUUCUUUACACUAACACCUUGAUUAA
Carica papaya (papaya) is the source of this 3617-nucleotide messenger RNA. The record is from RefSeq and is a predicted model, not a curated record. Lineage: Eukaryota; Viridiplantae; Streptophyta; Magnoliopsida; Brassicales; Caricaceae.